AUUCCGUCCUUCUCCGGUAGGUGGCGCAUGGAGAACAGUUUACAUCACGUUGAGGACGGUGCAGGACAGCGUAGGACAGCUGACAUCCUUGCACUCACCAACUGCAUCCAGCAGGGCCAGCCAUGGCAGGGCAUGACGCAGGAAGUCAGCACCAGUUCACAGGGAUGGCCAAAUAUUUCAAUUCAUACACCAUCACGGGGAGGAGGAACUGUGUGCUGGCCACCUACGCAGGCAUUGCUAUAAUCUUCCUGUAUUUCAAAUUGAAACCCAAGAAGAAGCCGGUCACAGCAAAGUGAUGCAAGUAAGUGAAGUGCUCUCUCAGGACAGCUCCAUUGCACUGCAUACUGGUUGCAUUUCAAGAUCCAUCUGCUUCAUUUGCUGAGUGCUGUGGCUAGUUCAUUAUCAUGACAGCCACAGCAGUGAACACAUGUAGAGUAUGAAACAAAAGUGAUUCAUUUUGACUGACUAAAUUCUGUGUCAAAAGCUGCAAAUUUUAAUAAUAAUGCCAAAUGUUUGUGUUGUAAAUAACCCUUUGAAGGCAAUGGUGUAAUUUGUAAUUCUAAGGCAAUAUAAAAAUGUUAGCUGAAGUGUGUCUCUUCAGGUAUGUUGCACAGACGCAAACAAUCAGAAACUACUGCUGCUCCGAAGUGCAGAAGAACACUUUCAUUUUCAACAAGAUGUGGUGUAUAUUGUGUAGCCUACAACAACAGUCCAAGGAGGAAUGAAAGUUAGGCAGUCCAAACCAGUUAUUAAUGUUGUAGCCCAAGAAAACGUUUCCAAUAUUUUAGCAUAUAGUUUAAUAAAUACAGCAUAGAUGUCCCGAUAGCUGAUUUGUUUCUGAUGAUUAACAUUGCUUUGUAACAUUCCUUACUUGUUGCUAUAGUGCCACAGUGUGGAAUUUCAUUUCACACGACCAGAUUCACUUCAAGUUCACAACAAAUAAUAAAUAAACUAAUGAUGACCUUCA
Messenger RNA from Pygocentrus nattereri (red-bellied piranha), 967 nucleotides. Its product is annotated as ATP synthase membrane subunit DAPIT, mitochondrial-like. Lineage: Eukaryota; Metazoa; Chordata; Actinopteri; Characiformes; Serrasalmidae. The transcript has 4 exons. The record is from RefSeq and is a predicted model, not a curated record. Bases 123 to 296 code for a protein of 57 amino acids.